AUGCUGGAGAACUUUACAAAGAAUAUCGUCAAAUCAUUGUUGCGCUCAGACGCGGGCGAGGAUGAGGUUCUGGAUAGACAAACGGCUCACAUUGAGUCUGGUGGCGCCCACAUUCGUCCUGACAUUGAUAAUCACUGGGCGUCUGCCAUGGGAGACAUCAUUCAAGUUUCAGGCUGUAGCUGUAUCUGGUGUAGGAGAAAUAGUGAAUCGGACGGAGACCCGAAGGUGGAAGGGGGACAACUGAGUCAAUCUCCACAUCCUCGCAUCCGCCCACGGAAGGUGCGCGAUUCAUCAAUGGCUACGACAAAUGGGAUUUUGGAGGUGCUGUAUCCUCCAUCAUAUCUUAGCACCCCUCCGGUUCUCGACCCUGAGGCUAGUCCUCCCGCUUACGAGCUGCCACUCACAGUACCUCCAAAUACUCCGCGAGUCAAACCACCCCCACUUUUUUCCCCGGGCGGGGACCUCAUCCCCUUUACCCCUCGUCUUCCGCAACUCACUCCUGAAGGUGUCCCCACUCCUUCCACGGAGCCUGUGCUAUCUUACCACUUGUCCGAUGCUCCCCCUGACGUUGCCGUUCCAAGCGCACGAUCUCAUCGUCGACCAUCAACACAAAUUAAGCGACAACCAAUCACUGGUCUUGGACUGGAGUUUCCUACAGAAGCUGCUAAUGUUGAGCCUCCGGCAUACAGUCGGUUCGAUUCUUCAUGGACUCGGUUCCCAGCUGCUUCUGACACGCUGGGACCAUAUCCGCAUAUCUCAAUUCUUUCCCCGAAUCUGGGGUGA
Suillus subaureus is the source of this 783-nucleotide messenger RNA. RefSeq lists its product as uncharacterized. Bases 1 to 783 code for a protein of 260 amino acids. The record is from RefSeq and is a predicted model, not a curated record. NCBI's taxonomy places the organism in Eukaryota, Fungi, Basidiomycota, Agaricomycetes, Boletales, Suillaceae. The transcript has 3 exons.